Myotis myotis is the source of this 453-nucleotide messenger RNA. Its product is annotated as 60S ribosomal protein L27a-like. Gene Ontology annotation, cellular component: cytosolic large ribosomal subunit; ribosome. The record is from RefSeq and is a predicted model, not a curated record. Bases 1 to 453 code for a protein of 150 amino acids. The transcript has a single exon. Lineage: Eukaryota; Metazoa; Chordata; Mammalia; Chiroptera; Vespertilionidae. Gene Ontology annotation, molecular function: structural constituent of ribosome. Gene Ontology annotation, biological process: translation.
AUGCCAUCCAGACCGAGGAAGACCCAAAAACUUCGGGGCCAUGUGAGCUACGGCCAUGGCCACGGCCACAUUGGCAAGCGCAGGAAGCACCCGGGGGGCCGUGGUAAUGCUGGUGGCCUGCAUCAUCACAGGAUCAACUCCGACAAAUAUCACCCAGGUUACUUUGGGAAAGUUGGUAUGAGGCAUUACCCCUUAAAGAGGAACCAGAGCUUCUUCCCAGCUGUCAAUCUUGAUAAACUGUGGACCCUGGUCAGUGAGCAGACACAGGUAAAUGCUGCCAAAAGCAAGACUGGAGCUGCUCCUAUCACUGAUGUGGUGCGAUCAGGCUACUACAAGGUUCUGGGGAAGGGAAAGCUCCCAAAGCAGCCUGUCAUUGUGAAGGCCACGUUCUUCAGCAGAGGAGCCCAGGAGAAGAUUAAGGGUGUUGGUGGGACCUGUCUCCUGGCAGCUUAA